Messenger RNA from Antechinus flavipes (yellow-footed antechinus), 4202 nucleotides. RefSeq names its product N-lysine methyltransferase KMT5A-like. Gene Ontology annotation, molecular function: histone H4K20 methyltransferase activity; protein binding. Bases 418 to 1251 code for a protein of 277 amino acids. Lineage: Eukaryota; Metazoa; Chordata; Mammalia; Dasyuromorphia; Dasyuridae. The record is from RefSeq and is a predicted model, not a curated record. The transcript has a single exon.
CCUGGCUUUAAUAGAGGCUGUCUAACAAGUAAAGUUGCUCCCAGCAGAGCUGGAGAAGGAUUAGACUUGAGACUUUGCUGGUAUGAGCCAUCCCGGAUAAGAAAGCUCACCCCACCGGAUGCAGAUCACAAUUCAUCUGUAAAUUCGAGCACUGGAGAGCUGCCUGGGACGCUGAGGGGAGAAUUUGAAUCCAGGGCUUCUGAUUUCAAGGUGAAGGUGUUCCCCUUCCCUUCUCCCCCCUUCUCUCCCUCCUAUUUCUCCUGCUCUAGCAUCUCAUUACGUGGCCGCCUACGCCACCUGCCGCGGCCUCCGGCUCCCGCAUCCGGUCCGGCUACAGCUGCCUCGACCUCCACCACCGUCAUCAUCAACCACUGCACCUGCUAUCUCCUCACUGCAGCUUGCCAAAGAAAAAGCACCAUGAAAUCCAAAGUGCAGGCAAGGAGCAGCGGCAGAAGACGCCAGAUCCGUACUCGUUCCCAGAGUAAGGCCCUGAAGGCCAAGAGGCUGGCCAGGAAACUGGCCCGGUACCAGAUGGUGGCCCAGUACCAGAUCCUGACCCGGUCCCGGGUAAGGGCAGCCCGACGGGAGGCCGAAGCCAGCACCAGUUCUGAGACAAUGGUGGCGGCCUUCACCAGAUCCAGGAGCAGAGCAGCCCUGAGGGUGCAGGGGAGGAAGGAGACCGGCUCACGCAAGCGCAUCCUCAAGGCCAAGCAUCCCUCUCGUAACUACAGAGUAACUGAUUAUUUCCCUGUCCGGAGGAGCACUCGGAAGAAUCGAGGUGAGCUGCGUACUGAGGAGCGCAUCAGGCUCAAUGCAUUGAUUCAGAGUGGGAAGGAGGAGGGCAUGCGAGUGGGGCUCUUUGAGGGGAAAGGUCGUGGCGUGAUCACCACCAAGCCCUUCCAACGGGGUGACUAUGUGGUGGAGUAUCACGGGGAUCUCAUCGACUUGGCACUUGCCAAGAAGCGGGAGGCCCGCUACGCAAAAGACCCCGACACCGGCUGCUACAUGUACUACUUCCAUUACCGAAGUAAAGGUUACUGCGUGGACGCCACCAAAGAGUCCGGCCGUCUGGGGCGUCUCAUCAACCACAGCAAGAGUGGCAACUGCCAGACAAAGUUGCACCCCAUUAAUGGGGUUCCUCAUCUUAUCGUGAUCGCCACCAGAGACAUCGCAGUUGGUGAAGAGCUGCUCUAUGACUACGGGGACCGAAGCAAGGCCUCCCUGGAGGCCUACCCCUGGCUGAAAUACUGAGAGCAGUUGGCCCAGGGACUACAUUUGGUCCCAGGGAGUAAACUAACUCUGGCCCCCUGGCUGUAGCUCUCACCCUGCCUCAACCACUGACUGCAACUUCACAGAAAUGCCCAGAAAAUUUGCCAUACCUAGCACUUGGACUUUGCUAAUGGUGCCGGCAAUCUACCCUGGCCAAAAUUGUGACUUCAGAUCCACCUUGUCUAUUGACUUGGAGUUUGCUAAUGGCACAGGAAAUGCACCUUGGAAGAAAUUGUGACUUCAAAUCCACCAUAUCUGCUGAUUUGGACUUUACUGCAUGGAGCAAGAACCCCAUUUUGGACAAAAUUGUGAGUUCAAAUCCAAUGUGCCUGCUAAAACCCCUUCUGGAUAAAAUCGGGAUUCUAAAUCCAAUGUGCCUGCUAAAACCCAUUCUGGACAAAAUUGUGAGUCCAAAUCCAAUGUGCCUGCUAAAACCUAUUCUGGACAAAAUCGUAACUUCAAAUCCAAUGUGCCUGAUAAAACCCAUUCUGGACAAAAUUGUGACUUCAAAUCCAAUGUGCCUGCUGACUAGGACUUUGCUAAUGGAGCAAGAAACCUAUUCUGGACAAAAUUGUGAAUUCAGAUCCAUGGUGCCUGCUGACUUGGACUUUGCUAAUGGAGCUUCCUAUCCUUCCUGGCUAAAAGAUUAAUUUUAAUUUCAUCAAAUCAGAUACCUAGAAGAUAAUUAAUUUCAGUUUGGGGGGUUGGUUUUUUUCUUAUGGGUGGGAGGUUGAGAGGGUGUCUUCUUAGUGGGUUACUUCUGAUAUUUUAAAAUCUGUUGAAAUGCCUUUUUUACUUUGCAAAGUUGAAUUGUGGUUUUUAUUUUUUUUAAUUUUGAUCUUCUGUAGAUUCCCAGGCAGGCUUGCACAGGUGGCCUUCAAGUACCCCGAUUUUUUUCUGUUUCUGGUUGUUUUGUGUGUUUUCCAGGGCUACGUGGCACUACUGCAACCUGCUAAUGUCAAUUCAAUUCGGUUUUUCUUUAGCUUCAGGGUCUCCCCCUAUCAGGACUUGCUCUCAGAUCUCUCCCCCAAAGCCGGUAUCUGAUAUGCACCCUGGGAGGAGAAAGGAGGGGCAGGACUGAGGAAGAGAGAGAGAACGUGGGGGAGAACCUGCCACCUACAGAUGAGACCCUCGGAUCACGAUCAGAGAUUAUAAUUUAAAACUCAAUAGGAAUUAUUAAAUAAUAAUUCUAUUCCUCGAGAGGCUAUAACCAUCCCAUUUCAGAUUUUUUUUCUUUUUUUUUUUUUUUGAAUGUAAGUUUUACAACAUUUACACAGUGGAAUAGGAAGUGUAUUCUAUGCAUUUCAUUAAUGAGGAAAAUGAAAGUUCAUUGAGAUAAAAUAAAUGACUUGGCCAUGACUCUAACUUUGUAAAACUUAUAAGGCCAUAGUAUUUUUGUGUUUUUGUUUAUUUUUCCUUGUGUUUUUCCCCUUCUGUUUUGUUUUGUUUUUUCUUUUAUAAUGUGAAAAUGGAAAUAUGGUGAAAAGGAUUACACAUAUUAAAAGGAUUGUUUGCUGCUUUGAGCGGGGGAGUAAGGAAGGGAGGAGAAAAAUUUAGGACCUAAAAGUUUGCAAAAAAUAUAUAUUGAAAACUAUUCAUAUGUUUUGAAAAAUAAAAUACUAUGAAAAAACUUAUCAAAAAAAUCAUAGAAGUAAUGUAGAAGUAACUAUUGUUUAAUAAUUCAUAUGGAGCUUUAAGGUUUGCAAAAGUGCUUUUAAUCUACUGUUUCAUUGGAUUCUUACUACAAUCCCUAUUUAGGUACUAUCACUAUUCACCUUUUACAGGUAAGAAAACUGAGGCAGAGAAAAACUAAAGACCUUGACCAGAGUCACAUCUAGGUUUUCCUGAUGCAUUGGCAAACUAUUGACUACACCACAUUCUGGGGGUGCUGUUUAGAAAUUCUUCCCUCUAGCUUUUCUCUGAUCACUCAUCAGUAAGUCUCUAAUAUUUGCCUUUCCUAUUACCAACUAUACCUGGGUAAUCCAGAAAUAAGUUAUAGCUUUGCAGUAGAAAGUCCCAUUGACAAUGUCCGGACUGCUUAAAGAAGGAGGAAUCAGUCCUUUGUAGAUGUGACCAGAGUCACAUCUAGGUUUUCCUGAUGCAUUGGCAAACUAUUGACUACACCACGUUCUGGGGGUGCUGUUUAGAAAUUCUUCUCUCUAGCUUUUCUCUGAUCACUCAUCAGUAAGUCUCUAAUAUUUGCCUUUCCUAUUACCAACUAUACCUGGGUAAUCCAGAAAUAAGUUAUAGCUUUGCAGUAGAAAGCCCGGACUGCUUAAAGAAGGAGGAAUCAGUCCUUUGUAGAUGUGACCAGAGUCACAUCUAGGUUUUCCUGAUGCAUUGGCAAACUAUUGACUACACCAUGUUCUGGAGGUGCUGUUUAGAAAUUCUUCCCUCUGGCUUUUCUCUGAUCACUCAUCAAUAAGUCUCUAAUAUUUGCCUUUCCUAUUACCAACUGUACCUGGGUAAUCCAGAAAUAAGUUAUAGCGUUGCAGUAGAAAGUCCCAUUGACAAUGUCUGGACUGCUUAAAGAAGGAGGAAUCAGUCCUUUGUAGUUUCAGAGCAAUAUUUAGAUGGCCGUCACUUUAGAAAACCAAGCUGGUGUUUGCCCUGAUUGCCAAGAAAUGCCUGUACACUGUAGAAUGUUCAAAAGCCUUAGAUAAAUAUGUCUCCUUGCUGAAUAAUAUGUCAAGCCUUAUGGGAACUGUGCUCUGCUUCUGAAUAAGUCAUCCCACUUGCUGUAGGAUAUUCUGAAUGAGGUGAAAGGGAUGGCCUAUACAAGCCAAAAUGGGAAUAAUCUGUUGGGAUUUGGGGGUGGGGGUAUGGAUGUUCUAUCUUUAAUGGCUGCAACAUGAUUGUACGGAAAUUGUUGGCUUUCGUUGCUUUUUCCUCACUUAUGUAUGAGUGCUUUAAAUAAAAUACUCAUAGUUCAA